UGCAGAUUCCAGUUUGAAUAAAAUCAGAGUAUGACGAAGAAAAAUUAAUUACUAUUCUUAACCACAGCUGGCUGGAUGACAAACACAGCAGGACAAACAACUACCACAGCUGGACCAACAACUACUACCACUGGACAAACGACCACAACAGCUAGCCAAACAACCACCACAGCUGCCCCAAAAACUACCACAGCUGGCCAAACUACAACCACAGCUGGACCAACAACUACCAAAGCUGGCCAAACAACUACCACAGCUGGCCCAACAACUACCACCGCUAGCCAAACAACCAACACAGCUGCCCCAACAACUACCACGGCUGAACAAACUACAACCACAGCUGGCCCAACUACUACCACAGCUGGACCAACAACUACCACAGCUGGACCAACAACUACUACCACUGGACAAACGACUACAACAGCUAGCCAAACAACCACCACAGCUGCCCCAACAACUACCACAGCUAGCCAAACUACAACCACAGCUGGACCAACAACUACCGAAGCUGGCCAAACAACUACCACAGCUGGCCCAACAACUACCACCGCUGGCCAAACUACAACCACAGCUGGCCCAACUACUACCACAGCUGGAACAACAACUACCACAGCUGGCCCAACAACUACCACCGCGAGCCAAACAACCAACAAAGCUGCCCCAACUACCACGGCUGGCCAAACUACAACCACAGCUGGACCAACAACUACCACAGCUGGACCAACAACUACCACAUCUGGCCCAACAACUACAACCGCUGGCCAGACAACUACCACGGCUGACCGAACUACAACCACAGCUGGACCAACAACAACCACAGCUGGACAAACAACCACCACAGCUGGCCCAACAACUACCACUGCUAACCCAACACCUACCAGCGCUGGACCAACAACUAUCAAAGCUAGCUCAACAACUAUCACCGCUGGGACAAUAACUACCACAGCUAGCCCAACAACUACCACCCCUGGACCAAUGACUACAACAGCUAGCCAAACAACCACCACAGCUGGACCAACAACUACCACAGCUAGCCCAACAACUACCACAUCUAGUCCAACAACUAUCACAUCUAGCCCAACUACAACUGCAGCUAGCCCAACUUCUACCACAUCCAGCCCAACUACAACCACAGCUGGACCAACAACAACCACAGCUGGACAAUCACCCACCACAAACGGCCCAACAACUACCACUGCUAGCCCAACCACUACCACCACUGGAACAACAACUACCACAGGUAGCCCAACAACUACCACUACUGGACCAACGACUACAACAGCUAGCCAAACAACCACCACAGCUGGACCAACAACUACCACAGCUAGCCAAACAACCACCACAGCUGCCCCAACAACAACCACAGCUGGCCAAACUACAACCACAGCUGGACCAACAAACACAGCAGUUGGACCAACAACUACCACCGCUAGCCAAACAACCACCACAGCUGCCCCAACAACUACCAGCGCUGGCCAGACAACUACCACAGCUGGCCGAACGACAACCACAGCUGGACCAACAACAACCACAGCUCGACAAACAACCACCACAGCUGGCCUAACACCUACCACCGCUGGACUAACAACUACCACUGCUAGCCUAACACCUACCACCGCUGGACUAACAACUAUCAGAGCUAGCUCAACAACUAUCACCGCUGGGACAAUAACUACCACAGCUAGCCCAACAACUACCACAGCUGGACCAACUACUACCACAGCUGGCCCAACAACUACAGCAGUUGGACCAACAACAACCACAGCU
Molecule: messenger RNA, 1767 nt
Organism: Gadus macrocephalus (Pacific cod)
Lineage: Eukaryota; Metazoa; Chordata; Actinopteri; Gadiformes; Gadidae
Product: mucin-5AC-like
Exons: 1
Source: RefSeq, a predicted model, not a curated record